UACGGUUUGUUUACACAAUAUGACACCGGUAAGCUGGCUGGACCGGUUAAAGAAAGCGGAGAAAAUAGGUGUGAUUGCGGAUGGUAAGCGUAAAAUUCAUUACAAACUGGAAGAUGGCCUUGAAAUGGUGGAAGAGUAUAGUCUGGACACAAAUGUUCUCGUAAGAAGGGCUUGGAGAGAUAGAAGGAAACUAUGUGGAAAUCAUCAGUGGGCAGUUGAAGUUGGUGAUCCAGAACCCCAGACAAAUAGUUUAGAUGCUGUUGGGAUCAAGGAAGAUGUUAAUUCACCAUAUGUUACAAUGAGAAUUACAAAAUCAUCUUUGGAAUGGAGGAUCAGAAACCUGCCUUACCCACUGGAUAUGUAUUCAGUAACAGCAGAUCCAGAAAAUAAAUGCAUAACAGUGCGUACGAGUAAUAAGAAAUAUUUCAAAAAAUUACUAGUUCCUGACCUUGAGAGAGCUGGUGUCAGUGUUCAGCAAAGCAGAAUACAAUAUACACAUAAGUACAACACAUUGGUUAUAACGUAUGAGAAACCUCCUGAGCUACUCCAGCUAGAAAAGCUUGUGUUUGAAGAAGUAAAGAAAGUUAAAACAAGAAAAGAGGAUGAUCCACAGUGUAACCCAAGUUGAAUAAUUGGAUGUUGAUAAAUCCAUUAGAUCUUGUUGAUCCAGCAUUUCACAAUUCGAUAAACAGAGGCUGUUUUUUAUAUGUUGUUACUAAUAAGCAUUUUGUUGACCGUGGCAUUACUAGCUAAUUUGCAAACAUGCUCUAUUUUAUGGAUAUUUUUCCCAUAAUGUAUAUACUCAUAAAAGAAAGAAGGAAGUUGAUUGUACAAUGCCAAAUUGUACUUUUCUCUAUUUAUAUGCUGAAUGAAUACAAAACAAUGAGUGUAAAAUGUUAAGACCUGAUGCUUGGCAUGUUUGUAUAUCAGCUGUAUUUGGAAAGCAUCCUUUAAUUCCAAUUAGUGUCAGCUUCCAAGUGAGGAACAGGUAUGCAGAAAAUGUAAAAACUUACAUUGAGAGCAGUGAAAAACCCAUUAUUAACAAACAGAAAGUUAUAAAAUUUAUUGAUAAAAUUUCAUUUGUAUGUGA
Molecule: messenger RNA, 1090 nt
Organism: Schistocerca gregaria
Lineage: Eukaryota; Metazoa; Arthropoda; Insecta; Orthoptera; Acrididae
Product: protein DPCD
Exons: 4
Coding region: 20-628 (202 amino acids)
Source: RefSeq, a predicted model, not a curated record